Messenger RNA from Pungitius pungitius (ninespine stickleback), 685 nucleotides. RefSeq names its product S100 calcium binding protein T (gene s100t). Bases 67 to 390 code for a protein of 107 amino acids. Gene Ontology annotation, molecular function: calcium ion binding; calcium-dependent protein binding; transition metal ion binding. The record is from RefSeq and is a predicted model, not a curated record. Lineage: Eukaryota; Metazoa; Chordata; Actinopteri; Perciformes; Gasterosteidae. The transcript has 3 exons. Gene Ontology annotation, cellular component: cytoplasm.
CUCCUCAUCAGUCUCUCCUGCCUUUUCUCUCCACACCUGACCAGCAGGCCAUCACUCCUCCUCAGAAUGUCUAUGCCCAACUCAGAGAACGCCUCCACCCUGGAGAACGCCAUGCAGCUCUUGAUCCAGACGUUUCACAAGUACUCUGGCAACGAGGGGGACAAAUACACGCUGAGCAGGGCCGAGCUCAAAGAGAUGCUUACCGCUGAGCUCGGCAACUACCUGGGGAACGCCCAGGAUAAGGAGGCAGUGGAUAAGGUGAUGGGGGACCUGGAUUCGAACAACGACGGCGAGGUGGAUUUCACAGAGUUCAUCAUACUGGUCGGAGCUCUCACCGUGGCGUGCAACGACUUCUUCCUGGAGUACAACGACAAGCCGGCGAAGAAGUAGCUUCCGUAGGAAGACGUCCACUCUGCAAAGCCACACGCUCAAGAGGGGAAACAGUUCAGAACAGGAGAGAAGGGCAUCAUCCCGUGGACUUUACUUUCACACACACACACACACACGUCUAAUAGCAGUAAAUGUCCAAUCGUUACGUUACUCCAGCUGUAUGUUUUGCAAUGUGAACAUCUGAAGAGAUUAAGUCCGUUUCAACACCUCUCGUCGUUGAAUAUAUGAAUACUCCUCUGUUUCUUUUUGUCUUUUUGUGUAUUUUAUAACACAUUCAAGCAAAGGAAUUAAUAAA